This is a messenger RNA of Phodopus roborovskii (desert hamster), 837 nucleotides long. It is a transcript of the gene Rnase6, whose product is annotated as ribonuclease A family member k6. Gene Ontology annotation, molecular function: nucleic acid binding; RNA nuclease activity. Gene Ontology annotation, biological process: defense response to Gram-positive bacterium; antimicrobial humoral immune response mediated by antimicrobial peptide; antibacterial humoral response. The record is from RefSeq and is a predicted model, not a curated record. NCBI's taxonomy places the organism in Eukaryota, Metazoa, Chordata, Mammalia, Rodentia, Cricetidae. The coding region runs from base 14 to 475 and encodes 153 amino acids. The transcript has a single exon.
AAAAAAAAAAAAAAUGGCGGUAGGACUUCGCAGAUGCCUUCCUCUCCUCUUGCUGCUGGGGUUGUGGGCGCCAGUGUGUCUACUUGGCACUCAGCCAAAGGGUCUCACUAAGGCUCGCUGGUUUGAAAUUCAGCACAUACAGAUAAGUCCUCAGCAGUGCAACGCAGCAAUGCGUGGUGUCAACAAUUACACCCAGCACUGUAAACAGAAAAACACCUUUCUGCAUGAAUCCUUUCAGAAUGUGGCCGCUACCUGUGGCUUUCCCAACAUCACCUGCAAGAAUGGCCGAAAGAACUGCCACGAGAGCGCCAGGCCUGUGGGCAUGACUGACUGCGCGCACACCAGAGAAACCUAUCCCAACUGUCGCUACAGUAGCAUCGUGAGGCACAGACUCUUCAUUGUGGCCUGUGAACGCCCAAAGAAGGACGACCCCCCCUACCAGCUGGUUCCUGUGCACUUAGAUGAGAUUGUCUAAGGCUUUAGGGCUCUUGUUACCAAUGAUCUCACGUUGUCAGUUCUUACAGAGAAAGGAAGGCACUGGAAAAAUUAGAAAGCCUAAGCUAUCAGAACAGAGUUAAGACAAAAAGAAACGGUGCACGGGCUGUGAUGUAGCUCAGUAACUGAGUACCUGCACACAAAGGUGCCUGGCUUCCAUCACCAGCACCCCCCCCAAAAAAAGAACAGGGUUAUUCUCUGCUCUGGGGUUACCUCUGCUGAGCGAGAAAUGUAGGCAACAGAUAACGAGGGUCCAAGCAGCUGAAGGAUUUUUCUGCAAUUUUGGGGGUCAAGUUUUAUUGUAUUCUGCUCAUAGAAAUAAAAUCAUUUACUUUUUCAGUA